GCCGGCUGAAGUCUGAAGUUAGUGUUUGGAGUACGGUGAGAAGGAACGGUGGAGGAGGAGGAGGAAGUUGCAUUUCGUUCGAGCCCUCUGGUAGUGAGUUUAGGAGGUAUCGUCGUCACAGUUGCAACGGGAGUUUGGCGGGCAACGUAGCGACGAUUGGUUGGUCUUCCGUCUCGUAGUCGAUGGUCGCCGCAGUCAUCCGGCUGAGUAUCGGUUCGAGUUUUCCCAGGAAAACACUACUUCCCGCGGACCCAUUGUCCCCAACGCGUCGGCGAAGCCCAACGGAAGGAGGAUUCAUUGUGCAUAUACACCAGGCACCGGAGAUUUUUUAAAAAUGAGUUCGAGCGCUUGUUACAAAUGCAAUCGGAUGGGUCACUACGCACGGGAGUGUCCACAUGGUGGUGGUGGCGGUGGUAGAGGUGACCGUGGACGUGACCGAGAAGGUGGUUUCCCACGUGGUCGUGAUAAAUGCUACAAGUGCAACCAAUUUGGACACUUUGCGCGUGAAUGCAAAGAAGAUCAAGAUCUUUGCUAUCGUUGUAAUGGUGUUGGACACAUUGCAAAAGACUGCCAACAGGGGCCUGAGAUGAGCUGUUACAACUGCAACAAGACUGGUCAUAUUGCCCGCAGCUGCCCAGAAGGCGGUAAUGAUUCUGGACGUUUCGCGAUGCAGAGUUGCUACAAUUGCAAUAAAACAGGUCAUAUCGCUCGCAACUGCACUGAGGCUGGAGGAAAGACAUGCUAUAUCUGUGGCAAGACUGGUCACAUAAGCCGUGAAUGUGAUCAGGAUGAAAGGAAGUAGGAUAUAACUGGAAUCCGUGCCGCUCGCUUAACGAUAAGCCGUUUACCGUCGCGCGCGCUACUACCGGGAAUUGUAGCUAGGUAGGGAUAUACGAACGUAUGUUUCGUUGAUGCGUAUAAUCGCUACAAACGCAUUUCGUCAUAAUCGUUCGAAUUUCUAUCUCUCCAUGCCCAACUCCCGGAAGCCCAUUUUAUUCCUAGUUUCCUUCCCCUCUAUACAUCGUUGUUCUCUUCGCAAGGGUUUUUUCUUAUGAUGUCUUUGUUUUUAUUGCUGUUACACUACACCAUACAUGCGCGCGCGCGCACAAAGUACAUUUACACAUAGGACACAUCCAAGCAUUACAUGAAUACACACACUAUACGAUGUAAUAAUAUUAUAAACAUUCGAUUGAAUUAGAGUAGAGACAUGAAUCCUCUGUCCCUUGACCUUCAAACUAUCUCGUACGCGCAUUGUUUUGUGAUGCAAGAUGUAUGGAUUCUUCAUAUACUUUAUAAAAAUUUUGUAAGGUCAUCAUUUAUGACAUAUUUUGUCAGCUCGACUGACAGUACAUUACACUUGUUGGUGAUUCAUAUCGAAACUGGAAAGAUGAUCAAAUCGAAAGGAUAGUUAACAUUAUUUACGUAAGAGAGGGAUACGAUGAGUAUGAAAAAUCGAGACGCGAGUCAAACUCUGUUCCUUUCUCAAUCCACGCAUCUUGUAUCCGGUCCUCCCUCUCGAACUCUCUAGCAACUCGAGAAAAAACAAUUCAGAAUUAAUGGGAAAGGAAAUGAACAUGCCGGCCCUGAAUACAUAUAAAUAAAGUUUAGUAACGCCAAUUUUUUAUGUGUAAGGAUGUAAUGAGGAUCGUUGAACCAUUAUCUCAUAACAAACCUAGUUUCGAACGUCAACAAGAACUGCACAAUUGUAGGAUUAUCAGUGUUUACGAGUUUAUAUACAACUAUACUUGAAAUAUUAUUUUAGAUUCUGAUAAACUAGGACAAAAUAAGUAUGCUUUGUAUGUCAGAUUCUUUAAGUGAAAAUGAAUGCAAGCACCGGUAUGAUCGUCAUCGCAACGUAUAUAUGUAUAUAUACAUAUAAACACAGAAGUCUAUACAAGUUUGCACAUUUUGUACGUAAAAAUAUAAUCGUUAUACCGAGAGUCACCAUUGUUCAUAUUGUCAGUGAUUGUUGCGAACUUUGAAGAAUGCAGUUGCAUUUCACCUUACUAUAUCCUUACAUAUGCUGAAAUAUUUCGUUACUAGGUAUAUGUAUAUGUAUAUAUAUGCACAUAUGUGUAUACAUAUAUACAUACGUAUGUGCAGGAGCUGUAUUUUGUACUGUAAAAAGCUAGAUAUACUCUGGUCGUUGCUGGUGAUUAAUUCCAAUUAUUCUUUUAUUUAUACAUCGCAGAAAAAAGAUUAUAUUUUCAUGUAUGAAGUAUGGCACUAAUCUUUUUUUUAUAAGUUGUCGAACGAACGAAAUUUUUUAGAUUCGAUUUAUCUAGUAUUUUUUGUUAAACGGUUGUUAAAAAUCAUGAAAUGAUGAAAAAAACAAAAGUGAAUUUAAAGGACUAGAAUACUCGUCUUCGAACACUGAACUAGGAGAAAUCAAUAGGUUACUACAAGUACAAAGAUACUAAAGAAUUUUCUUAAAAAGAGAGAGAGAACAUAUAAGUCUAAUAGGAAGCAAAAUAGACUACAGAAAAUUUUAUGGUCACUUUGCGUUUAUAAACAUGAGCAAUGUUGGAGUAUAAAUUAAUCCAAGUCCUGAUACUUUGUGAUUCGUUCCGACGAACGAGUGAUUAAAUUUGAAUUAACGAGAUCUUGAUUCGAUCUAGAUAGAUCCAGCGUGAACGCGUCGUUAUGUAUGUGUUGAUGAUCCACGUAGUACACUCGAUACCGAUACUUUUGCCAGCAGCGACAAUGUGUAUUACUGUUCAGAAGCCAGGCGUGCCUGACUCGGUGGAACUGAAACGCCAUGUGCGUUAUAUUGUGUAGUACAGGUGUCCUGCAACAAUUUUAUACACUUAACUGUUCGGGACUUAAACCGAUCUCAUACAUGGUUUUGGUAGUAGUAAUCAGUGCGUUAGUGCGUCUGACGAGAUUUGGAGGAUCAAAAAUUGUAUUUCGCUAAUGGACCGUAACCUUUGGUGCUCUCAUUGGAUGUGUAAUUUGAAGAAAAGCUCGAGAAUCCGUGUAAACAUUUUCCUUUGUUUCUUUGACUAAUAUGUUGUACAGUUUGAACAUACAUAUACACGGAUGUAUGAUGUAUCGUGCAAAAACGAUGUCUUACUAUGUAGGGUAUCGAAGGGAAAAACAUACUUGGAAUUAUACGAUUUAGGUAUGGGGUUCAUUGGUGGCACCGGAGGUUCAGAUGAGCAUAAAAAAUGAGUGCGAUAGGGCACCUGCGCUUUUGUCUCUGCUACAAGACUUACGUACGAAUAUUGUAAAGAAUACGACUGUUACAGUGUAUGAACUAAUUCGAUCGGUGCAUGACCGAUCACAGCUCGACUUAUAUUAAUCUAUUAAUACUUAAAGGAAGAAGAUGAAGAGGAUGAAGAGGAAAAAUAAGCUACAAAGUAAUAAAGGAUUGCGGAGUAUUUGAAGUUAUGUUUUUAAACUGAAUUUUUGAAAUAGAAUGUGUACGGAGAGGCAAAAACGAGGUCUUGUUUUUUUUCUGUUCCCCACAUGCUUAUCUAUUACUGGCAUCUACGAAUAAGGAGGUGUACGAUAUAAGAUACUUCAUAUGUAUUAUUUAUAUUUCAGUUGGAAAAGAAGGUCGAUUAUUAAUAAAAUGUAAAUGUAUGCUUUC
Molecule: messenger RNA, 3592 nt
Organism: Hylaeus volcanicus
Lineage: Eukaryota; Metazoa; Arthropoda; Insecta; Hymenoptera; Colletidae
Gene: CNBP
Product: CCHC-type zinc finger nucleic acid binding protein
Exons: 4
Coding region: 335-802 (155 amino acids)
Biological process (GO): positive regulation of cytoplasmic translation
Cellular component (GO): cytoplasm
Molecular function (GO): single-stranded RNA binding; translation regulator activity; zinc ion binding
Source: RefSeq, a predicted model, not a curated record